Molecule: messenger RNA, 291 nt
Organism: Pieris macdunnoughi
Lineage: Eukaryota; Metazoa; Arthropoda; Insecta; Lepidoptera; Pieridae
Source: the annotation of a GenBank genome assembly
AUGACUGAAGGAUAUAAACUUGGUGAUUUAGUUUGGGCUAAGAUGAAGGGUUUCAGCCCUUGGCCAGGCCGGGUAUCAAUACCAACUCCUGAAUUGAAGCAUCCAAAAAAAGGAAUGUCUGUGCAAUGCAUUUAUUUCUUUGGAACCAAUAAUUAUGCAUGGAUAGAAGAGCAUAAUAUUAAACCUUACCAAGAACAUAAGGAGCAAUUGAUUAAAUCAAGCAAGUCAGCCGCAUUCAAAGAGGCCUGCAAUCAGAUCGAAGACUAUAUAGUUCAUCCUGAGGUGAGAUAG